ACAUGUUUGAUGGGAAUAUCUUUGUUUCCUUAUUUUGAAAAUGUUAGGAGUAAGAUACCGUUUGUAAAUAAGUGUAAUUGGGUAUAGCACCCAAUUUAACUCGUAAUAUAAGACAUAGUAUUUUCGACCUAAAUAGUAAAUUGAAUGUACGGAUCCUGUCUCCAGAAUUUAAUAUACAUUGCACCGCAUUCCGGGUGAAACCACAGCUCUUCGAUUUCAGCCACAAUAUUUCAGCAUUGGCGAUUAGCCCUAAUUUCUAAGCACGAAGCCAUGCAGCUGUUUGUGGGGCUGAGACCUGUGUCAGCUCGUCAUUCUUCAGUCACCGGCGGAAUGGAGCGCUGGCAGAACAAACUGGCUGUGGUAACGGGCGCCAGCGGUGGAAUAGGAGCCGCCUGUGCUCGGGCGAUGGUCGGGGCUGGACUGCGGGUGGUGGGCAUAGCACGGCGGGAGGCCAAGCUGAAGGAGCUGAGGAAGAGUCUGCCCAGUCACCUGCAGGCCAACUUCAUUCCACGGCGGUGCGACGUCUCCAAGGAGGAUCAAGUGGUCAGCGCCUUCGAGUGGAUCGAACGCGAGCUUGAGGGCGCCGACGUGCUCUUGAACAAUGCUGGCAUCACGCGCGAGACGGAACUGGUCACUCCGGGCAACACGCAGAAGCUCAGGGAGGUCCUCGACACCAACGUGAUGGGUGUGAUUUGGUGCACCCGCGAGGCCUUUGGCAACAUGAAGCGGCGGGGCGGCGAGGGCCACGUGCUCAUCAUCAACAGCAUCGCCGGACACCAGGUGCUCAACUUUAUCGACGUGCUGCCCUCGUUCAAUAUCUAUCCGGCCACCAAGUUCGCCAUCACGGCCAUCACGGAAACCUAUCGUCAGGAGUUCCAACUGCACACCAACAAAAUCCGGGUGACCGGCAUUUGUCCCGGGGCGGUGAGCACGAACAUCUUCCCGGAGGAGAUCCAUUUCUACGUGAAGGACAUGGCCAGGCUGGAUCCAGCCAACAUAGCGGACGCCGUGAUGUACGCUCUGCGAACGCCACCGCAUGUCCAGGUUCACGAAAUUACUAUCAAGCCUAUGGGCGAAAUCUUUUGAAAUCCAAGCUGUACUUAAGCUAUUUCUGAAGAGUAAGGGAUGACCUAAAUAGUCAACUAUGUGAUGCCGGAUUGUACAUUUGUAACAAACGAUUAAUACUAUUAACAAAUUUUGAUUUUAUUUUUAAUAAUUUUUCUGAACUUUGCAAACAAAUAAGCUAUAUCAUUUUAAACAGGAUAAACAGGAGUAACUCAAUGCGUUACCCCCAAAAAUGAGGCGGUAUAUUUAUGUGCAGAAAUAAAUAAACUAUACAUGCUACUCGUGAAAAACAUAUAAGGGUAUAUUGUACUUCCCAAAAAUUAUGAAACAGGCAGAAGAUAGCAUUCGACCCUAAAAAGUCGAUAAAUGAAAACAAAGAAAAUGUCUGAUACAUUUUUACGGGUUAACCAGAAUUUAAAAUUUUAUUUUUAUAUUUUAGCAGUGUUGGUGUUAGAAAAAUAAGUUUAUUUAAAAUAAAACUCAAGCGUUAUUUGUCAAGCUUAAUAAAGGAAUUUAAAGAGUAA
Molecule: messenger RNA, 1589 nt
Organism: Drosophila elegans
Lineage: Eukaryota; Metazoa; Arthropoda; Insecta; Diptera; Drosophilidae
Product: farnesol dehydrogenase
Exons: 2
Coding region: 271-1086 (271 amino acids)
Molecular function (GO): oxidoreductase activity
Source: RefSeq, a predicted model, not a curated record